GCGGUUCCGGGUCGUGUCGCGGCUCGGGGUAACAGGGCUGCUGUUGCCGGCCGGCGGCGGCGGGGCGCGGCGGGGUCAUGAGGGCGAGUCUGGGGCGAGACAGCAGAGCCGGCCGGUAGAAGCGCCGGUCCUUGAAGUGCAGGGUCCGAGAGGCGUGGGGAAGCCGGGGCCUCCCUCAGGGACGUGUCCUGGGCGAGGCGGCCCGUAGUGUGGAAGCAGCUUCAGGUAAAGGUUGCCCCAGCCGCCGCCCCCUGGCCCGCGGCACCCUGUUGCCCUCAGCACCCUGCUGCCUGCGCUGCCCAGCAGCCGCCCGUCGGGGCCGUGCUCGGUGGCCUGGGAGCAUCCGUUUCCUGGCCCUUCCCGAGCCUGACAGCUGGGUGUGUGACUUAGCCAUGAGACUGUGAACUGCUAAGUACAGGUAGGUGAGUCCGUGAAACAGUAUGAAGAGGAGAAAAUAGCCUUUUAAAGAAACUGGCCCACAGAAAGGAUGGCCUUCUUGGACAAUCCAACUAUCAUUUUAGCUCAUAUUCGACAGUCACAUGUGACCAGUGAUGACACGGGAAUGUGUGAGAUGGUUCUCAUUGAUCAUGAUGUUGACCUAGAGAAGACUCAUCCUCCUUCAGUGCCUGGAGACAGUGGGUCAGAAGUUCAGGGAAGCAGUGGUGAAACUCAGGGCUACGUGUACGCCCAGUCUGUCGAUAUUACCUCAAGCUGGGACUUUGGUAUUAGAAGACGCUCAAACACAGCUCAAAGAUUAGAACGACUCCGCAAAGAGAGACAAAACCAGAUCAAAUGCAAAAAUAUUCAGUGGAAAGAAAGAAAUUCUAAGCAAUCAGCCCAGGAGUUAAAGUCACUGUUUGAAAAAAAAUCCCUCAAAGAGAAGCCUUCAAGUUCGGGCAAGCAGUCCAUAUUGUCUGUACGCCUGGAGCAGUGUCCUCUGCAGCUGAAUAACCCCUUUAAUGAGUAUUCCAAGUUUGAUGGCAAGGGUCAUGUGGGUACAACUGCAACUAAGAAGAUCGACGUCUACCUCCCCCUGCACUCAAGCCAGGACAGACUGCUGCCAAUGACCGUGGUGACAAUGGCCAGCGCUAGGGUGCAAGACCUCAUCGGGCUCAUCUGUUGGCAGUAUACGAGCGAAGGACGGGAGCCAAAGCUCAAUGACAAUGUCAGUGCCUACUGCCUGCAUAUUGCUGAGGAUGAUGGGGAGGUAGACACAGAUUUCCCACCGUUGGAUUCCAAUGAGCCCAUUCAUAAGUUUGGCUUCAGUACUUUGGCUCUGGUUGAAAAGUAUUCAUCUCCUGGUCUGACAUCCAAAGAAUCACUCUUUGUUCGAAUAAAUGCUGCUCAUGGCUUCUCCCUGAUCCAGGUGGACAACACAAAGGUCACCAUGAAGGAGAUCCUUCUAAAGGCAGUGAAACGACGAAAAGGAUCCCAGAGAAUUUCAGGCCCUCAGUACCGCCUGGAGAAGCAGAGUGAGCCUAACGUCGCAGUGGACCUGGAGAGCACGCUGGAGAGCCAGAACGCCUGGGAGUUCUGCCUGGUCCGCGAGAACAGUUCAAGGGCAGACGGAGUUUUUGAGGAGGAUUCACAAAUUGACAUCGCUACAGUACAGGAUAUGCUUAGCAGUCACCAUUACAAGUCAUUCAAAGUCAGCAUGAUUCACAGACUGCGGUUCACAACUGACGUGCAGUUAGGUAUCUCUGGAGACAAAGUAGAGAUAGACCCUGUUACGAAUCAGAAAGCCAGCACUAAGUUUUGGAUUAAACAGAAGCCCAUCUCAAUCGAUUCUGACCUGCUCUGUGCCUGUGACCUUGCCGAGGAAAAGAGCCCCAGUCACGCAGUAUUUAAACUCACGUAUCUAAGCAGUCAUGACUAUAAGCACCUCUACUUCGAGUCCGAUGCAGCCACAGUCAGUGAAAUCGUGCUCAAGGUCAACUACAUCCUGGAGUCACGAGCAAGCACUGCCCGGGCUGACUAUUUUGCUCAGAAACAAAGAAAACUGAACAGACGUACAAGCUUCAGCUUCCAGAAGGAGAAGAAAUCAGGGCAACAGUAACGCUGGCCUCCAACCUGUUGCCUCAGCCCAGGUUGCCUGUAGGGCCAAGUGACCCCGGAAUCCACCUUCAUCCUGCAGUGCCUGGUCUCACAGGCAUAGGGCUGCUGGGCUCUAGGGAGAGGUUUAGAAGUAGGGGUGCCCUACUCUGGAGUCCAGGGACAUUGCCAUUGGACUGAAACCUGGCAAUGGCUUUAAGUAGCAAUGCCCAGGAACCAGACACCUCCUGGAAAAGCCACGUGCUGCCCAGCCAUGUUCACUGCCUGGCAGUCCCACCAAGGAUGUAUAUAGCCAUGCCAGACAGCUCCUUGCAACUUGAUCAAAUUUCUUAAAGCAAAGAAAGAACAAAAAUGUACAUUUCUUUUUUUCCUUUUAAUAAACAGGUUACUCUUUA
Molecule: messenger RNA, 2447 nt
Organism: Myodes glareolus (Bank vole)
Lineage: Eukaryota; Metazoa; Chordata; Mammalia; Rodentia; Cricetidae
Source: RefSeq, a predicted model, not a curated record